Messenger RNA from Rasamsonia emersonii CBS 393.64, 1494 nucleotides. RefSeq lists its product as uncharacterized. Gene Ontology annotation, biological process: nuclear-transcribed mRNA catabolic process, nonsense-mediated decay. The coding region runs from base 1 to 1494 and encodes 497 amino acids. Gene Ontology annotation, molecular function: protein binding; telomerase RNA binding; telomeric repeat DNA binding. Gene Ontology annotation, cellular component: telomerase holoenzyme complex. The record is from RefSeq and is a predicted model, not a curated record. The transcript is spliced from 3 exons. Lineage: Eukaryota; Fungi; Ascomycota; Eurotiomycetes; Eurotiales; Trichocomaceae.
AUGCUCAGGAAGUUAGCGGAGAAGUAUGCAAUGCCCGCGCGGAUGUGGCGAUAUGGCAUCCAUUCGUUCCUGGAGCUGCUCCGCCAUCGACUCCCUGGAUCGCUAGACCAUAUGCUCACCUUUAUCUAUAUCGCAUACUCGAUGAUGACAUUGCUGCUAGAAAGCGUCCCUUCGUUUGAAGAAACCUGGAUCGAGUGCCUGGGGGAUCUGGCCCGGUACCGGAUGGCCGUCGAAGAAAACGACAUGCGGGAUCGCGAAGUCUGGUCUGGAGUGGCUCGAUAUUGGUAUAAUAAGGCGGCCGAUAAGAAUCCCGGAAUUGGCCGGAUCCAACAUCACCUGGCGGUACUGGCAAGACCGAAUAUCCUGCAACAACUCUUCUACUAUUCAAAGUCCUUGGUCAGCAUUCAGCCUUUCUUAAGCACCCGGGAAAGCAUUCUUCUCCUUUUCAAUCCACUUUUAGAUCCCGCGAGGCCAGUGAGCAGUCGUUAUCCACCUCUCUUAACUGCAUUUGUGUGUGCCCAUGGGUUCCUUUUCACGCGGGGCAAAAUCAACGCAUUUACUAUGUCCGCGCACCAGUUCCUAUCAAGUUUAGGUACAUAUAUAGGCCGGAUUGGCGCCGUCUUCCGCGAACAGGGCGUUUAUAUCGCCUCCUCGAAUUAUGCGGCCAUCUUCGACUUUGGGCAGUCUGACGCCAUUCUCCCACGCAUGUUUGAGCCAAGGGCGCUUCAAGAAAUUCCAUCUUCUUCAGCGCGAUAUGAGUCUGCCCAGAGAUUCUGGGAAAGCCAUACAUCAUCGUCAUCUCUUGAGCUGAGUGUGCUAUCUCAGCGCGAUGGGCCACGGUCAGAAGAUGACCGGUUCAGCAGCUCUAUCCAGGUUCUCUCUUUCGCCUCACAUCUGGCAUUCUCUACAUUACGAAUCAUCUUGGGACAGAUUGGCGAUAAAAAUGUGCUCCCUAGUGUGCAUCUGUCAUUAGCUUUUCUUUGGAGUAUGGCGUUGGUUCCAACAAGCAUGACUUAUAUCGAAGCGGAUGUUCCCUGGGUGCAGAUCGCAUCGUUUCUCAAUACGUUAAUACGGCCUGAUAUGGACAUGUCCAAGGUUGAAGAUGAGCAGUUCCCGAGCUACGAGACCGGCUCGUCGAGGCAGUUGCCGGAAGACUUCUUGAUCCGCGGCCAGGCGUGGAGUCAGCUCUACUACCCGGAACACUUCUUUGAUGUGACGGCAGACGAGGAGGAGCGAUCGAUCGAGCUGCCGUCGGUGAUUGUGCCGCGCACUCAUCGGUGCUUGUGGCUAGGAGUGCGCAUUGCAAGUUUCAAAUGCUGGAUCACAUAUGAUUCCGACCGGAAGGUAUUCCUACCCACGCCGUUCGCGUACGAACUCGAGAACGCCGCCCGGCAACACAAUCCCCUGCAAGGUGUAUCAGGCGCGGAAGCAUCAUCUUCAUCUUCAUCCCACGACAACGAUACCACCAUGACGGAUUCGAACGAUAUAAUAUAA